CGGCGGCGGCAGCAGUAAUAGCAACAAGCAGCUGCCUACGGCCGCCGCCGCCGCCUCUGUGAGGGUUUCUCUCUCUCGCUUGCUCUCUCCCCCCCCACCCCCGUUUCCCUCCCCCCCCUCUUUUUCUUCCCUGUGUACGGGAGCCGAGAGGGGCCCCGCGCCCGUACGCGAAGGUGGGCCGACCGGGCUCCUCGCUCUCGCUUCCCCACCUGAGGGGUGGCCGAGGAGGCUUGUGACGGGAGGAGAGAGAGAGAGGGGGAAAUGCGGCUCCGCCGCCAGCAGCUCUGCCCGGACGCGACGCUUCCGCCACAGCCCCCUCCUCCGCCGUCUCCUCCUCCUCCCUCCUCGCCCUCUUCCCCUCACGCCAUCGUCAGCGGGGGCCACGGACUAGCGGAGCCCCCUCUUCCAGUCCCGUCAGUAUGAGGCCGGCCGAGACCCCCCGCCAGCGCCGAACUCCGGAAGAAUACUGACAAUUGAAUUGCUGCCUUUAUACUGUAAAAAAUUGCAAUAAAGUGGGGAUGUCAAGAGUCUCCACUCCUCCACCACCUGGAGAGAUGUCCAGUGGUCCUAUAGCUGAAAGCUGGUGUUACACACAGGUUAAAGUUGUAAAAUUUUCUUAUAUGUGGACCAUUAAUAACUUCAGCUUCUGCCGAGAAGAAAUGGGGGAAGUUUUAAAGAGUUCUACUUUUUCAUCAGGGCCAAAUGACAAAAUGAAAUGGUGCCUGAGAGUAAACCCCAAAGGACUGGAUGAUGAAAGCAAAGAUUACCUUUCACUGUAUUUACUUCUAGUUAGUUGUCCAAAAAGUGAAGUGAGAGCAAAAUUUAAAUUUUCUCUUUUAAAUGCAAAAAGAGAAGAAACGAAAGCAAUGGAAAGCCAAAGAGCAUAUCGAUUUGUUCAAGGCAAAGAUUGGGGUUUUAAAAAAUUCAUUCGAAGAGACUUCUUACUUGAUGAAGCUAAUGGUCUUUUACCAGAUGAUAAGCUUACGUUAUUUUGUGAGGUGAGCGUGGUCCAAGACUCAGUGAAUAUAUCAGGACAGUCCAGUACAAACACACUAAAGGUACCUGAAUGCCGGCUAGCAGAAGAUCUAGGAAAUCUCUGGGAAACAACAAGAUUUACAGAUUGUAGCUUUUAUGUAGGUGGAGAAGAGUUCAAAGCUCAUAAAUCUGUUCUUGCAGCUCGUUCACCUGUUUUUAAUGCAAUGUUUGAACACGAAAUGGAGGAAAGCAAAAAGAAUCGUGUAGAAAUAAAUGAUGUAGACCCUGACGUUUUUAAAGAGAUGAUGAGGUUCAUUUAUACUGGGAAAGCUCCAAACCUUGACAAAAUGGCCGACAGCUUGUUGGCAGCAGCAGACAAAUAUGCACUGGAACGGCUAAAGAUCAUGUGUGAAGAAGCUCUGUGUAGUAACCUCUCAGUAGAAAAUGUUGCAGACAUCCUCAUCCUCUCAGAUUUGCACAGUGCGGAGCAGUUGAAAGCACAAGCAAUAGAGUUUAUUAACAGGUGCAGUGUUCUUAGGCAACUUGGUUGUAAAGAUGCGAAAAACUGGAACAGCAACCAAGCCACGGACAUCAUGGAAACGGCCGGCUGGAAGUCAAUGAUCCACUCCCACCCCCACUUAGUAGCUGAGGCCUUUCGAGCGUUAGCAUCUGCACAGUGUCCACAGUUUGGCAUUCCACGCAAACGACUAAAACAGUCAUGAAAUCUUCCAUGAACUAUAGAGAAUAUAAGACUCCUCAUCCCUGUCCAGAGGGGUUUCCACAGACCAUCUGCCAGAAUUUGCUACCCCCUGUCCACAGAACAGAAAGCUUUUAAGAGUGGAUAAUAAUAUAUGGUUUAAUAAUCAGCUUUAAUUUAGACUGAUAACUCUCCAGUUCACUGAAAGGCCUUAACGUCAGUUACUCUAGUUCAUUUGUGGUUUCCUUUUUCCUUUUUCUUUUUAAAUUGUGCCUCGUCUUUUUGACUCGGCUAUGUAGGAUUGCACUAGCUCCAUAAUGCAGUAAUGCUGAUAAAUGAAGACCGUUCUUGAAAGGGAUCUUCCUUUUUUAACAAAACAAAACAGAACCCAAAAUGAAGAGUAUAAUUUGGUCUUGUGGUAACUGGAAGGUUUCAACUAGCCUCUUAUUAAAAGCGCUUGAGUUGAGGGGCAGCAAGCACUCCAGUCAAAGUACUGUAUUUAGGGUGCAUCUACCUUCAGAGGGUGCUGCCAGGCAUGCUGUGGCAAUAUACUACUCUGAAUAUAAUUUAUUUUUCAUUGGUUCAGGUGAGUGAGAGAAAUAUGCAAUGUCUUGGCCCAGAAAUGUAUUUUGCUAGAAUUUCUAAAUGCUUACUCCGUGAGUGUCUCCAUCAGAUGUUAAAAGAAACACACAGUAACCCUUUUUGGCCUGUGUUCCUUUACGAUUCGUUGCUAUUUUACAUUUACAUUGUACUGAACCAGAGCGAAAGCUAGUAUGGAGAGAGAACAAGUGAUGUAUGCUGGGGAAGAAGUGGUUAUUUCUCACAUGGGAUACAUGGAAGGUCAAGGAUGCAUAAGAAUGACCAAAUGUAAAUUUCAGAAAUGGGCCAAAUUAUGGAUUCUCAGUAUGCACUUUUAAUGUGUAACUUUUGUAUGUUGUGUGGUACAUAUAUAUUUUGGUUUUGAUAAAUAUGGUACAGCAAUUGUGGCCUAACUUUUGAAAUACAUUAAGAUGCCCACAGCCACAUGGGAUUUAGUUUUGUUACUGCAAACAAGGAAAGCAUGACUUUAGAGAUGUUGAUUCAAAGUGACUAUCUCAAGUGUUCAUGUCAGAAUCCAUUCUAUUUUCACACUUUGGGCAGGCUUAGCUAUGUUCCUUUAGUGUGUGUAUGCACAAGCCUGUUCACACUAGUGAAAGUUGCACAGACACACACUUAACAGGAAGAAUAGGAGUCUGAAACGUCAGUAUUUAUAAGCACUGACUUGCUGUUUUUAGCAUUUGCUAUUGUACUAGCAUUGUGGAUGGUAUUGAAAUUCUGCAUAAUGUGAAAAGGAUAUAAUAACCUGUAAACUGCUUGUAAAGGGCCAGUUUUUCUAUACAAACCUUCGCUUUCAUGCCACCACUUCCAGUGUUUUUGCUAGCUUUGUUUACAGUUGGGAGGAUUUGUCUGCAGCAGUGCACAUUUGUAAACGCUUCUUGAAUGAUUGACAGUGAAUUUUACUUUAAACCUGGUGAUGUGCUAGAUCUGUUGCGUGGUAAAAGUUGUAUUUAACCAUAGGAAAAGGGAAUUGCUCUGAAUUUUUAACUAAAUAUUUUAAUUGACCCGUUUGAUUCACAUGCUUACUCUAUUAAGGUUUUUUAUACCUUCUCAAAACUUGUCUCCUUUCUGUUUUCAGUGAGGAGCAUUGACAUGUUUAAAGUUCUCGAGCAUGUUUAUUAAUUUGAGUAAACAUUUAUUAAAGAACAGCUGGGGGCAAGCAGAGUGCUCCCAAGCCAGCACAGUGCUAAAAUGUGAAACUUACCCACUUUCUGGCUAAACUCACUCUUUAGGGUGAGUUGAAUGCAGUAUUUGAAUUAUCAUCCUUCAGGCACAGUUAAAGGCCAUUUUAAUUGCACUCCUGGUGGUUUCAGUGGGCCUCAAUAUUACUCAGUGAACCAAACUGAUACAGAGAUGCAUCAUAGCUUAUAACAUUUAUUGGCAGUUUCUCCUAAUCCAAACUAAGGUCUUGUAGGUGUUUUUUCAGGUAAGCUGUGUCCCUCCAUUGCAGUGUAAGAAAUUAUCAUAAUGAACAGCCUUGCAACAUGAAAGUUGCAGCUAUAAUAUACAGAGUGACUUGACUAUUUAAUACCAUAAUUGUCCAUUUCAGCUUAUUCAGAAACUGCUAGAUAGAGCAAUCAGAUGGAAGAUCUUAAGCAUUUUGUUUACAAGUUUUUAAAAAGCAUAAUAGCACACUUUGUACCAAAAAAUAAUAAUUAAAACACUGUGCUGUAAGAAUUUCUACAACUCUUAUGAAAAGUCCACUUGUCAAAUUAACAAAAUGUAUGUCACAUGGUACACUUAGCAGCCAAUCAUGAUAACUGAUACACACGCAGGUCCCACUAUGGAACACUGUUUAUCUGGAAUUUCAGUUAUCUGUACACAAAUAAUUAUACCCAAACCUCACUAUACAAAUGGCUGAUUCAGAUAUCUGAACAGCCAGCGUUUACCUACUUCCUUACUUGUUUGUGGUUUGCUGGUCGGCAGCAGCCAUUUCAGGCAGAAACCAGACAGGGAGAUCAGACAAAUCAUGGAUUAGAAAUGUUCCCAUAGGAAACAUUGGAAACCAUCAGCUUAUUAUGUGAACACUUGCCUAUCAAACGAUUUCCUGGAAAUGCAUUGUGUUCUGAAAGCAGGAGCUGUGUGUAUAUUGUUCCAUGCAUUUGCUAUUAAAAAUACACAAAAAGGGUUAAACAAAUCCACAUCCUGCCCCCUGCCCCCCUUUAGUGAACCACAUGCAGUGUUUUCACUCUUCCAAUAGUGCUGGCAAGAACAAUUUUCUCUGUCUUGCUGCAGUCUGAUUACAUUUCCUCUUGUUCCAUAUGAAAAAAUCCUGAUUGGAAUUAGACUUCUCUUUCCAGAGAAGAGAUCUAAAGUCCAUUAGAGGUUCUCAGUGGGAAAAGGUGAGAAAGGUGAUUUUCACUUCCUUCCUCCUUCAGCCCCAGCGCUCCAUCUCCCAGCUGUCCUGCAGGGUCACCUGACCCCCUAGAGCAGCUUGGGGGGGGGAUGCAUGGGGCUAAGGGAGCAGGGGGGAAUUGGUAGCAAUUACCCCUUUCUCCACUGGAGGGCCCUGUUGAUUUGGUUCAGCCCAUUGACAGCCAUGAUCCUCCCCCUAGUGCUGCUGGAGAAAAGGUCUGUUUGCACAUGCUUUUUGUGGCUGAAUACUUGACAUUUGGUGAGAAUAGUAACAGUCUGCUCAUUGGGAUUUUCAGCACAGUUACCCAAGUGCCAUGUUUGGCUUGCCAACUCUGUCCCUUCAAUACCCACCGGCCAUCACCAUCAAGCCCCGCCCCCCAAGGGAGCACCCUGCAUGUGUUGUGUAAUGGUGUGUGAGUUUUUAACAAAGAUUUAUUUUUCAGAAAAAUAGGACUCUGUUUGCUGUUAAAAGUGGCAGAGGAUUCACUUAAUUGAAGUAUGUGACAAUGUACUUCAGUGAAGGAAACUUCAGUAACCCAUCCAGAUUUCGACAGUCCAUUUACUGCAUGCUGAAGUAUGAAUGCAUAGUGCCUUUUUGAAAUAUAAUGGGAUGAAUUUGUUUUUGAAAAUUCUUGGAACAGGUAUAGAGGAGUACUGAUGUAUGAGGAAUACAUGAAUGCAGAAUAGAGUGGGUAUAUGUACGACAGUUUGUCUAUCGUCAGAAGCUACAGAUGCAAAAUAUUUUUCAGACGUAUAUUUUCUCUGUGCUCAGUAAACUCUGAAUUCUAAAAUGAGGUUAUUGAUAGAAGAAAGGCUUAAGAUGAUUUGUGUUGGGGUUGUGUGUGUGUUUUUGUUGGCAUGGUUUCAUUAUUUAACUAUGGAAUUUCAAUGAGUUUUUGAUGACAUCUGCCUUCUAAGAGUAACACAGAGCACAGUAUCUGUGUUUGUCCCCUUAUGAAGAGGCUGUUCCUUCAAGGUCAAGUCUAAAUAAUUGUGCUAGUAAAGUUCCUAUAGAAAUUGCGAGGUUAAACACUGGGAGAUGCUUUGUUUUUAGGCUAUAACAUAUGAUUUUUUAAAACCAAUUGAUGUUUGUCCCAAGUUUUAAUUCUUAUUGGCUGGGUUGAUUGGAUUUUCUUAACACUUCCUACAAACUGUUAGGUACUGGUUUGUUUUACAACACAAGUACAUUGAAUUGCUUGCUUCCUGCUUGCAGCAAAUGGACUUCCCCUGAAAUGGACACUCAUUAUUUUUGUCAGUGUUUGCUGUGGUUUGCGUUAAUCAUACUCUGUAAUCUAGUUAAUCCUGGAUUUUGAUAUGUCAGAAUGAAGGUUUCUCUUUAGUUCUGUUUUAGAAUCUAAACAUUGGAAGGACUUUAAACCUGGGUCUUAGCUGGGAGUUAUUCACAUUACCUAUCAUGUUAAACACUUGCAUCAAACCAUCCAGCCUUUUAUAUCCGCCUGAUGUUAACAGUGAAAUACUUUUUGUACCUUGUUGCUGAAAAUAUUUUUGCAUUUCAGGACAUCAAGUUACAAUAAAGUUGUUACUUAUACAGAAA
Molecule: messenger RNA, 6179 nt
Organism: Podarcis muralis (Common wall lizard)
Lineage: Eukaryota; Metazoa; Chordata; Lepidosauria; Squamata; Lacertidae
Gene: SPOPL
Product: speckle type BTB/POZ protein like
Molecular function (GO): protein binding
Source: RefSeq, a predicted model, not a curated record